AUGUUCCCAAGCAUUGGGAUAUUUCUUGCCUUCAUCGUUUUGACACCAUCUUCGAAUGCGAGGCCUUUUCUCAACAUUUACUUCUUGACAUCUGACAAGUCCUGUUACCCAGAGGCAAGUUUAUUCAAUUACACAAAAAGUGCCAUCGCUGCUGUGAAUCACGUUCUUCCCCACUCCUCGGAGAAUAACUCAAAUAGCAUUUGGGUUCGAGUUAUACCGAAAGCAGUGUCCGGUUGCACUUUGCAAGAUUCCACCAGAGCAGCCAAAAUUCUACAAGUUCUCAAAAACAUCAAGGUUAUUCUCAUUUUCAUAUGUGUGAUAGAAAAUGCCACAAAAUUCCCAGGGUACAGUGCGCUCCUCGGCCCUCCACUUCUGUGUGAUUGCCAUCUUGUGAAUCAAUGGAUAACAGCAGGGUCUCUUAACGACACAGAGUCCCAACGGAUCUACCAAAUCAACUAUUAUUGUUAUAACUAUGGUGGCAUUUCAGAACUUGUCAGUCAUGUCAACGACGACAUGGUCCUUCAAACCAACCCUACAAUUGUUUCAGUAUCAGUAGUCAUUCCACGCAUGACACACUACCGCGGACUCAUAUCCUAUCUUCACCACGUAGGCUGGCAACGAGUUGCCCUCUUCUCUCAAUUCGAAUCUGCCGCUUUCAGUAAUGCUGAACUGCUCAGAAUGUCAUCGCUUUCUGUGACUGUUAUUCACGAAUGCCUUGAACUUGAGUUCUUUAACCUACAUCUGAAUGCCGAUGCUAACAUCACCAAAUCUUUAUCUCUCAUCCAGGAUAAUCUAGAUGCCCUACUCAUAUUUGCGAAGCCUUCGUUCACCGUGAAGCUGCUCAUUAAUAUUCAAAAUCUCACACAAAUCAAGGAGGGCAGAAUCGCUAUCAUUCAGAUAAACAUGCUGGAUAUGCUCACUUACGAUAGUCUAAUCGCUUGGAAAUCUGCUUUAACUGAAUCUGGUCCAACAUUUUCGGCAGGUCGUUCACUUAUGAUUUUUACAGCAUUACCCACCGGAACAGAUUAUAUAGAAAAUGAUCCACUUUAUGAUGAGGAAAUAAAUUUAUCAGUUGCCCAUGCUGCCGCUUUGGCCACUCGAAUGGCUCAACUCAAUGUGGCGAAUGUUGGGGGCAAUUUCAACUGCAAAAAAGGCCUCUUUUCACCCAUUCGAACGAAUGCUAGAAUCAUAGUUCCAACACUUCCGGGCAUUGAGUUCACUUACACAACCAACAAUGGAAGCGAUAUCAGGGCUCUUUUCGAUAUGUUCAUUCUCACUCUCAAACCUUCAGUUACCGACAACAAUGGUGACACCUUAAGGUCGGUUAGUUAUACCGACGUAUUCCAACUUGUUGCUGUCAUCAGACAUCCACUGAUUUUGCCCCAGAUGAGAAAUUCCAUGAAUUGGCCAGGUGAUGGAAAGGGUCCACUCAAAACUAUCUGCUUGCGUUACACUUGUCCACAUGUUAUGGAGACCUUGAAUACUAUAUUUUUUAUCAGUGCUUUCGGAUUUGCCAUCGCUAUCCUUUUCUACUUAAGCACCACUUAUGUGUAUAAAGCAAGGUGUAUCAACUCUCAAAAACUCAUAUUCCUGGAAUCGGACUUUGUUUUCAAAGAGGAAGAAGUGAAAUCAUCAAAAUCGCUUCACGAUAAGGAGUUGGGCUUUUCGGCAAAACAAACUGGAGCUACAUUGAAUUCCGGAAUGAAUACUUCUCUGCAAACUAUUAUGAGCAGCAAUGCUGAUGGAUCGUCGGGAUCAGGGAGAUGUUGUGGUGAUAGGAUGAUGGCCAAUCGGCGUUUGAGAUCCAUUGCUUGGCUAAAUGGUGAACCGAUGCGUAUAAAGAAAUUGGACUUGACUCAUGUUUUACUGCGCUCAGCAGUUGUCAAGUAUUUGGCGGGUCUACGAGGAAUCAGGCAUGAGAACAUAAACACCUUCAUGGGUUGCUACAUGGCCCCUAAUCAAUUUGGUCUUGUCUACGAUUAUUGCCAUCGUGAUGAAAUAUGGUUAGCGCCUGAGCUACUGCGAAAUGGGGAUAAGACUGGAAAUUAUUCAAGACCAGGUGACGUCUACGCCUUUGCAAUUAUCAUUCACACUGUCUUCUAUCAGUGCAAACCAUUUGGAAUUGAAGAACUCACACCUGAUGUUAUCAUCUCCCGUGUUAAAGCUCGUGAAACGCCACCAUUUCGUCCAAGAUUUAACCAUUUCUAUGGUAAAGAUGUCCCACCUGCAUACAAAAAUAUCCUUGAACGCUCCUGGAUGGAGAAUCCUACACUUCGUCCAACAUUUGGUGAACUAAGUGAUCAAAUAGAAUAUAUGACAAUGGGCAAAAAAAUCAGUAUUAUGGAACAUAUAACCAAGAUGACUGAGAAGUACUCAACAUGUCUGGAGGAGAUCGUUCAACAGAGGAUGAAAGAACUAGAAGAGGAGAGGAGAAAGAAAGAACUACUUAUUCAUGAAUUGCUUCCUCCAGUUGUUGCUGAGUCAUUAAAAGCAGGAAUUGCCGUCGCUCCUGAGAUGUACGAUGAGGUCUCAAUUUACUUCAGUGACAUUGUCGGUUUCACAACUAUCUCGGCUAUGUCAACACCUCUACAAGUUGUCGACUUCCUUAAUGAUCUCUACACGAUUUUUGACAGAAUUAUUGCGAACUACGAUGUGUAUAAGGUGGAGACGAUUGGCGACGCCUACAUGGUUGUUUCAGGACUCCCCAUUCGAAAUAAUCGACGACAUGCUGGUGAAGUGGCUAUGACAGCAUUGGAAUUGCUCUGUGCCUGUGCCAAUUUCACUAUCAAGCAUUUGCCCCAUGUUCCACUUCGACUGCGCAUUGGUCUCCAUACUGGACCCUGUGUAGCUGGUGUUGUUGGACUCACAAUGCCUCGCUACUGUCUCUUUGGUGACACCGUUCAACAGGCUCUCAAGAUGGAAUCCUCUGGAAAGGGUGGGUUCUAUUUUCAUCUUGAACUUAAAGACCCUUGCAAUUUGUAUUCAGUUGUGCUGAUGUUUUGUGCAUCUGCUAGUGUAUUCUACACAACCGCAUUUCGAAUUCACAUCAGUCUCCAAACGAAGCAAGUUUUGGACUUUCUUGGUGGUUAUCAUACUGAAUAUAGAGGACCCCUUGAGUUUGAGGGUGGCAUAAAAACUACUACCUACUGGCUUACGAGUUACAAAGAUUUCCGCAAGGCAUUGCCUGAACCGCCAUCACUGACGGAAGUUGACAUGAUGAAUGAGGAUGAAAGCUGCAAGCAGCUCAUGCGAAAAUUGGAGACACUCUCCUCGGAUUCAGAUUCCCAAGCUUCUAAAUCAUUUUCGAGGUUAAUCCAGAAGCUUCAGAGUCUUAUUCCCGAUUUUGUCAUUCCUUGUAAUUUGGAGUUAAUAAAACAAGAUGCAUGCUUGCCAAAGGGUACAAAGAGAAAAACCAGACCUUCUAGACAGUCAAAUCGAUCUAGUGCCCUUUCGAAAAAGUCAAAGAGACCAAAGCUCUCAAAUUCAAGGGUUUUUUCGGUUAAAAACAUUACCUUUUUGUUAACCUCCUAUGAUUCCCUUUUCUGUUUUAAGUCUAUAGGGACGACAGUUUCUGAGAUCUAUUCAAUUCCAGAGGAAGUGUCUAGUCCUGCAGCUCAUAAGGAGCUAAAUGCGACGUAUGUCAGACCUACUUCAAAUAACUCCAGGUCCUCUUCAAAACCUGUUGAUUUAGAUCAAAGCACCUUGUUGGUAAAUACAACGAAAUCAAUAAAUUUAACUCCGCAACCAGUAAAGGAAAAGACGUUUUCCGUAACAUCCGAUGAUAUUCAAUCGCCACCGCCUGUUAAGAAGGGACGCUUCCAGCCUUCCCGAUCUCAAAAUAGUAGAACGGAGUCUUUGAAUAAAUUAUCAUUGAAGGAUCCUCCAGUUGUAUCUGUGUCUCAACGUAAAAGUGGGGAUUCGGAAAUGUCUUUUAAAAGAGAAAGCAGUCAUGUCCGGUCUGUAUCAAAUUCUAAAGAUAAAUCCUUGCCGAAGGCUUCUAACACGUGUGCUGUCCAAUCCUCUUCACUCCAAGAAAACUGUUCCUUACGAAAAUCAGUUAAAACGGAUAAUCAGAUCGUUGCUGAAUCCUUACACCAAUCGCAAAAUGGCUCCCUGGGCCGUUCAUCCAAAAUGGAUAAUCGAAGCGUUGCGGAUUCUGUGUUCCAAAAAUCAAGUGGUUCCCUAAGAAGGGUGUCCAAAGAUAGUAAGUCUGGCCGUGUUGAGACGUCUUUCCAACGAGAAAGAGGAUUCACGGGUGAUCCGUCCAAAACGAGCAAGAGUCUCAAAUCUCCCGAUGCAAAUGCAGAAAUUCAGAUUUCGGUUACUAAUGAGAUCCCCCAUACCGUAGAGGAUAAUACUGAAGUAUUAAAAGGGGCUAUUAAUCAGGAGGCUGCCAUUUCAGAAAUUAUGACUGAGGAUGAGGAAGAGGAUCGGGUGGUUCAAAGGUUAGAAACUCCAGCUGAAACCCCCAUUGAAGUUCCUUCAAUUUCUCCGGUGGAUGUACCUUCUCAUGGUGAUGCAGUUGCUACUAGUAGCAUUGUAAGCAGUAACAAGCCACCUUUAGUGAAAUCCAUCUUCCCUUUCGUUGCGUCGACUCCCAGUGUACCGCAGCAACACAGUACACCUUGGUCAACAUCUAAGUCGAAUUGGCUCUCAAGGCUUGGUUGGAUGACAGCAUCCAAAGUGACUGCUCCGACUCCUGUAACGACACAGACCAAUGCUCCAAAGACGUCAUUUCAAUCUCAACCUGUGAAAGUUGGGAAGAUCAAGAAUGUUCUUGCUGCAAAUAAUACAAGUGCAAACUUGACAGCUGCAAAAAUGAGUAAUAAUUUUGUCAGUGGAAUGAAAUCCUCUAAACCCAUGUCGAGCUCCAACUUUAGUCUUGGAUCUAUCCAGCGACCGCCAACUAUGUCAAGGUUUAAUAAUAAUCUUCAAGGAAUCAGCAAAACUAACUGUCCUACUAUAGCUGAGAAAUCUUUUGGUGGAGGGUCAGUAGUUCAUGGAGCAAGCACUGCAAUUCAUGGCAGUACAACUAUGACCACUGGUGGACGUUUGCCUAGAACUGGGCAUUCAAUAUUCUCUUCUAAAGGAAAUGCGGAAAAGGAGAGACGAGAGCGUCUAUUGGCGGAGAUGGCUGAGAAGCAGGAGAGACAGCGGGAGGCUCAAGAGCGCAAAGCUCUCGAACACAAGGCUAAAGUGAAGGCUGCUAAUGAGAGACGUGCUGCCGUGCGUGCCAAUGCCGAGGCUCUUGCAAAGAAGCAGGAGGCGGAGAAGUUGAAGAAAGUGAGUUUUUCAUUGCUCGCAGCCAAAGACAAGCCACUUUUCAAUCCGUUGAAACCUACUAUUCACAGCACUGCCGCUCCAUCUACAAGUCAUUUGGUGAAGCAGCCUUUCGGAAAUAACUCUUCGAAUUUACCUGUUUCUACCUCGUCUUCUCACACUAAUGCUCUUAAUCCUACCACUUCGACUAAUUACAUGAAAAACUUUGAUUUUGUCAAAACUCAAACUCUUCCUCCCCUUCCACACGCAACACAAGUCAAUCAGCUGAAAACUCAACCUCCGGUCAUUUCUGAGUCUCCUAUUUCCUACGAUUUAACUGGCAUCUUGGACGAAUAUAACUCCGAUUCUGAAGACGAAACUCGGGCUAAACGGAGGCCUAUUCCCUCUUGGGCACGUUCUGAUAGUCCAUUCUUGAUUGAAAUGAUCUCUAAGGCGUAUCGAGGGGAGCUGCGAUGGCAGAACAUUUUCCGACCGGCAGAACAGGUGCACUUUGAUGAUGCAGAUCUAUUCAGCGGUUACAAUUUCCGUACACGUCAACGUGGAAGCAGUGUAGUGUGGAUCUCUCCAUCCAAACAGCCUCACGAACAGUCCUCAGGCAUAAGCAAAUCCUCUUUCAAAUCACCUACGGCGACCUAG
Rodentolepis nana is the source of this 5916-nucleotide messenger RNA. Lineage: Eukaryota; Metazoa; Platyhelminthes; Cestoda; Cyclophyllidea; Hymenolepididae. The record is from the annotation of a GenBank genome assembly.